UCCCCUGUUUCGUUUUGUGAUAUCGCCCAUCUCUAGUUGAUGCACAUGCCUGACGAAGUGGACGAAUCUGACUGCUGCGGCAAUGGGUGCACGAACUGCAUUCUUGACAAUAGGCCAGCACCCAGCCAGCGUGCACUUUUGGCUGGCAAACGUAACGUCAUCGAAAACUAUGCCAGAUUCCGACUGCUCAGCAAUGAGGCAAUGAACGGCGAUGCACAGGUGCGAAUUUUGCACUUUGGCCACACUUUGACUGAGGAUGCGGACGAUGAUGACGACAGCAUAUUGGACAUUCCGCCUGGUCAUCAUAUAAUGUUGCGCGCUGAGCUUGCUGGCCAUGCCGUGUUGCGACCCUACUCACCCUACUGGACAGACUUUGUGGGCAAACAGUUCAAAAUUGUGGUCAAGCUGCGAGCAGGCGGACCCAUGUCCGAUUAUUUGGCAACGUUGCAGCCGAUGCAAGUGCUGCAAUUUCGCGGACCCAUUGGCAACUAUGCGCACGACGCAAGCCGUGCCAAAUGCAUAUUCAUUAUAGCACAGGGCGUGGCAAUUGCCCCGACGCUUCCACUGGUCGCCGAGGUGCUGGACAACGAAGAUGACAUGUGUUGCAUACGGCAUUUGAUAUGCGCACAGGAUCUGCAACAUGUCUACUUUCGGGAUCGUUUGCUAGACUUUGCCCAGUACUGGAAUUACAAUCACUGUCUCUAUUUGGCGCAUCAGCGUUGUGCUUUCUGUGCCGAUGGCUGUGAUGAGUCGUGUGAGCAGCUGCGCAAGAGUUUGCGCUACAGGGAAACGGUGCACACCGGGCGUCUGGAUGCCAACCGCCUAGCAUCACAUCGUCCAGUAUCGUCCAGCAAUGCGGCGGCGGCUGCUCCCAUUGUAAUCAUAUCGGGGCAUUCAAGUUUUCAGCAGGCAAUGCGAGAGACUGCAGCCAGCGUUUUAGCUGUGCCAGACGAACAUAUUUUCCUACUCUAAUUUACCGACUAGUAGAAAGUGGAAGACAUACAUCCUGCUCCUGGAACCAUUCACAACUCUUGACAAAUGUAUGUAUUGCAGCAGCAACAACAUUAAAGGGACGUCUUCCUCUCA
Drosophila grimshawi is the source of this 1086-nucleotide messenger RNA. Its product is annotated as NADH-cytochrome b5 reductase-like. Gene Ontology annotation, molecular function: oxidoreductase activity. NCBI's taxonomy places the organism in Eukaryota, Metazoa, Arthropoda, Insecta, Diptera, Drosophilidae. Bases 40 to 972 code for a protein of 310 amino acids. The record is from RefSeq and is a predicted model, not a curated record. The transcript has a single exon.